AUGGCUUCGGGGCGAUUCAGCGCCCUCGCUGUCGGGGUCUUCGCUGCUUCCAUGGCAGGCGUCGUGGCGGCCAGCUCCAACUUCACGUCCCUCGAUGCGAUGCAAGCACAAAUAACCCUUAUGAGCGGCUUCCCUAAAGAUUGCCCGCCUUGCUUCAACUGUCUCACGCCCUCUUCCACCUGUGGUCAAUAUGCCGAGUGCAACAGCUAUGAUGGAACAUGUGUCUGCCCUCCAGGAUGGGCUGGUACGGACUGCCUGAAGCCACUAUGCGGCUCCCUGGCUGGCGGAUACGAUCGUCCUAUGCGUGAUGAAGGCUCUACCUGUGAAUGCGACGAGGGCUGGACUGGCAUCAACUGCAACGUAUGCACCGAAGAUCUAGCAUGCAACGCCCUGAUGGAGACAAAGGAAGGCGGCGUAUGCUACCAGAAGGGCGAUGUCAUCAAGAACAACUACCAGAUGUGCGACGUCACCAACAGGCAUAUCCUGGGGAUGCUGGACGGCAAGAUACCACAAGUCACCUUCACCUGCGACCGCAACAGUUCUGAGUGUGAUUUUCAGUUCUGGGUCGAUCAGGCCGAGUCGUUCUUCUGCCACCUGACCGACUGCGAUUCGGAUGCUCAAUUUGACGACUCUUCCAACAACACCCAGUAUCGUUGCAAGACUAUCGACUGCAGCUGUGUACAGGAUCGCAUGCUCUGUGGCAAGGAUGGCUCCGUCGAUCUCACCGACUACUUGAAGGAGGAGAUCAAGGGUCCGGCUUCCUUUGAGUGCGCCCAGAAAGCCCGGGGCUCCAACGACUGCUCUUUCGAAGAACCGCACAUGAAUGAGCUCAUCAGUAGCAUCUUUGGGGAUCCCAACAUCUAUCUCACCUGCCGCUCGGGCGAGUGUCUCUACAACACUGAAGUUCCCGGCUACAAGAAGCCCGUCCCGAAGAUCAACACGCCUCUUAUCGCUGCCGUCAUUGCUGCCUCUUCGCUCUUCCUCGUUGCCGCUAUUCUGCUGACCUGGUACAUGUCUCAUCGCCAGUUCAAGUACGGGCCUAUCAACCUCGACGACUCGGACGAUGAGUCCAUCAAGCUCAUGACCGACCACAGACCUGCAUCUCUGUACUUUGAGCAUGUUUCCUAUGUCCUCAACGGAAAGCUCAUUCUGGAUGAUAUCAGCGGUCUGGCUCGUCCUGGCGAAGUAAUGGCCAUCAUGGGCGCUUCGGGUGCCGGCAAAACCACGUUUCUGGACAUUCUUGCUCGCAAGAACAAACGCGGCGAUGUUUCGGGCGACUUCUACGUCAAUGGCGAGAAGGUCGACGACAGCGACUUCAAGCAGGUCGUCGGCUUUGUCGACCAGGAAGACACCAUGCUGCCAACACUGACAGUCCACGAAACCAUUCUCAACAGCGCCCUUCUGCGUCUCCCGCGCGACAUGGGACGUUCAGCCAAGGAACAGCGAGUUUUUGAGGUAGAGAAGCAGCUGGGCAUCUACCACAUCCGAGACUCCCUCAUCGGCUCCGAGGAGGGCCGCGGCCGUGGCAUCUCGGGUGGUGAGAAGCGCCGUGUAGGCAUUGCCUGCGAGCUCGUUACGAGCCCGUCUAUCCUCUUCUUGGACGAACCUACCAGCGGUCUCGACGCCUACAACGCCUACAACGUUAUCGAGUGUCUGGUGACCCUGGCCAAGAACUACAAGCGCACCGUCAUUUUUACCAUCCACCAGCCGCGUUCCAACAUUACCGCUCUGUUCGACCGUCUCAUGCUCCUUGCCCAGGGUCGUACUGUGUACUCCGGACCCUUCACGCAGUGCCAGGACUACUUUGAUGAUAUCGGCUACUCGUGUCCUCCAGGCUUCAACAUCUCCGACUAUCUCGUCGAUCUCACGAUGCACGCAAUCAACCCCGAGCCAUUCAGCGACGACGAUGUUGUAGGCGGUCCGAUUGUGACGGUUACAGUCUCUGACACAGCUACCGAGCGCCCGAGCAGCACCCGUGCCGUCAAGUCCAUUGCCAGUGGUUCGGCUAUAAGCCUAGGCGCCGAUGAGAGCGUGAACGCAAGCCUGGCAAACGUCGAGGCCACAUCGUCGGCGGUUCGCCACAAGGGCAAGCAUCGGGAUUCCGUCCGUCUCCGCCAGGAGCGAGAGCUUUUUACCCGCCGCAAGAACACGGUUGAUACGGUUGCCUCAUCUGAGGCAGGCGACGACGCAGUAGACGGCUUCAAACUCCGCCUUCAGCCACCCCAUAUCGUCCCGCCUCAGAUCGUGGAUGACCCUGACGACCCGCUGCCGGGAUCUUUUGGUGGCAGCGACCUCGAUGGGCUUGUGAAGUCUUUUGCUCAGUCCGACAUUGCCAGCAGCACCCACGAUGAAAUGCACCUCGCCAUCGCCGAUGCCCUGGCCGCCAACGGCCUCAACGCGGACGUUGCUGAAAAUGGCAAUGGCAAUGGCACUGGCUCUUCUUCUCCACAAGCAAACGGCAAUUCUUCCGGCAGGACAAAGACACACCUGAGCGUUGUCGGCAGAGGCUACGCGAGAGUGGGCUUGCUCCGCCAGUUUGUCAUUCUGUCGCAGAGGACGUGGAAGAACCUGUACCGCAACCCGAUGCUGAUGUUGACACACUACGCCAUCUCCAUUCUGCUCGGCGUGCUGUCUGGCUUCCUGUUCUACGGUCUGACAGUCGACAUUCCCGGGUUCCAGAACCGACUGGGUCUAUUCUUCUUUGUGCUGGCUCUGUUCGGUUUCAGCACCCUGACAAGUCUGAGCACCUUCUCCGGCGAGCGGCUGUUGUUUGUGCGGGAGCGGGCCAACGGCUAUUACUCGCCCAUCACGUACUUUGCGUCCAAGGUGCUCUUCGACAUCAUUCCGCUGCGCAUUCUGCCUCCAAUCUUGAUGGGCUCCAUCAUCUACCCCAUGACAGGUCUCGUGCCAGAUGUCCAGCACUUUUUCGUUUUCAUCCUGGUGCUUGUGCUCUUCAACCUCGCUGCGUCCGGAAUCUGCCUUUUCAUCGGCAUCGUGUGCAAGGACAGUGGCGUUGCCAACCUGAUCGGCAGUCUGGUGAUGCUGUUCAGUCUGCUGUUUGCCGGUCUUCUGCUGAACCACGACAAGAUCCCGGCGUCCGCUGUGUGGCUGCAAUACCUGUCCAUUUUCCACUACGCUUUUGAGUCGCUUAUCGUCAACGAGGUGCGCUUUCUGGUCUUGGUCGACCGCAAAUAUGGCUUGGAUAUCACUGUGCCCGGCGCCGCGAUUCUCAGCUCCUUUGGCUUUAAUAACUCGUCACUCUGGAAAGACAUCACCAGCCUGGGCGUCUUCGCCGUGGUCUUCGUCAUCCUGGCUUACGGUGCUAUGCACAUUUUACUGGUGGAGAAGCGGUGA
Molecule: messenger RNA, 3354 nt
Organism: Grosmannia clavigera kw1407
Lineage: Eukaryota; Fungi; Ascomycota; Sordariomycetes; Ophiostomatales; Ophiostomataceae
Product: ABC transporter
Exons: 4
Coding region: 1-3354 (1117 amino acids)
Cellular component (GO): membrane
Molecular function (GO): ATP binding; ATP hydrolysis activity; ABC-type transporter activity
Source: RefSeq, a predicted model, not a curated record